AUGUCCGAUGAAAAUGCUCAAAGUGAAAGUAAUCAACUGCAUACUGAUGAACCACAAAUUACUCCAGAAAAUCAAGAUACAUCAACGCCGACAUCAGAAAAAAGGAAAAUUAUCAACGAAGAUAAUAGUAAAUUGGAUAAAGCCUUUAAAAUUCUGGAGUCGGCGGCAUCGGCCUCAGCUGAAAAGACUGAAAGUCAAUCAUUUGGACAGUUUGUUGGAAAGAAAUUAGAAACAUACAACCAACAAGUUAGAAGUAUUGUGCAAUAUGAAAUGUCAAAUAUUUUAUUUAAAGCAGAUUCUGGAUAUUUUAAUCAACAACUCACAUCAACUUAUCAAAAUAACCACUACCGUUAUAAUUCUGAUCCAUCAAAUUAUAAUCCACAUAAUUAUCCGACAAACAUACACACUUCACUGUCACACACAUUGCCAGCUCGUGAGACUAAUAUUACAUAUUUACCAGUACCACAAACAUCACCAGCUACAAUUACACACACAUCUACACCACAUACAUUACCUGCAAAUACGUAUACCUCAGAAGAAUUGGAUUUUAGUGACAUUAUAGUGUGA
Macrosiphum euphorbiae (potato aphid) is the source of this 567-nucleotide messenger RNA. NCBI's taxonomy places the organism in Eukaryota, Metazoa, Arthropoda, Insecta, Hemiptera, Aphididae. The record is from the annotation of a GenBank genome assembly.